GCCAGUCGACCGGAGCCGCCGGGUCGCCCUGCACGCCUCCCGUCCACCACAGGUGUGCCACCAUGGCUCGGCUCGUGCAGCUGGCGCUCCUGCUGUCCGCGGUGGCACUCUCCGCACAAGACAAGCUGGCGGGUGGAUGUGUGGAGAACGGCCGGGAGAUAGCCGAGGGCAGUCUGGUGCGACAGCAGGACCCCUGCCACGUCUGCCACUGCCACCGCGGCCGCAUCGAGUGCUUCUGGAAAAGCUGCGGCCCGCCGCCUGAGCUCUGCGAGAUAAUGCAGCUCGAAGAUCGCUGCAACCCCUCACUCUACGUGUGCCCUAUUCCCGAUAGCAUCGCGGACGCUCCGAUUCAAGCCGAGCCGAGCAUUCUGACUCCGACCCGGCGGCGCCGACCGGAGGUCACACCGCCUCCGGCUAGCUCGCGGGCACCAACCGCCACCCGGUCACGGACCAGGUCACGGGUCAGGUCACGGACCAAGUCACCUGACAGCGCGUCCGCUCCGAGCUCCACGACCAAGGCUGUGCCGUCCCCGAGCCGGCGCCGCCGACCCCAGCUCCAGUCAGCGGCGCCGACCUCUCGUCCGGAGCGGUCCCAGAGCGCUACCGGCGCCCGCUCCCAGCUGGUCUCACGAGCCCGCUCGCCGGUGCGCACGAUGAAGAUCGUACCGCGGCCACGCGUGCUGCCGCUGGUGGUUCCCUCCGACAACUUCCAGCCGCCGCUGGGUGAGCUGCCGUCGGCGCCCGGCCCGGCCGACGCCGUCAGUGCGCCCUCCGGUGCCACCUACUUCAACGAGGAGCUUUCGGUGCCGCGUAACUUCGUCAUGCCGACCGGUCGCGGUGGCGAGCUGCCGCAGCCGGCCGGUCUCGUCCCGCAGCCCGCCCGCGGGCGUGGCGCCUUCCGUUUCAGCUCUCCGAAGCCGGCGCCGGUCCCCGAUGCGGUCCCGAGCGCGGCCCCCGCCCGGCCGACUCCGACCAAGACGCGGGUGGCGCCCGCCGUCAGCCACGCGAUGCAGCCCCUGAUGAACUUCGACUACGACCUGGAGGAGGACAUCGACCUUUCCGACUUUAUGUUCCCCGAGUUCGGCCGGCGACUGCGGCGCGCCGCCGACGUCGACGAUGUGUUCGACGCGGCAGCGGUGCGUCGGCUGGAGGCCGAGUGGAGCUCGCGCCGGCGACGGCGCUCUCUGUUGCCGGGCGAUGAGAACCACGUGCACGACCACCACCACGAGCACGAGCACGAACAUGAGCACGCCGUCGAGCAGCACGCCAAGACGUGCUCCAUCAUGGGCGUGCGCUACGAGCUGGGAGAAGUGAUCGGGGUGGCCUCUGACAACUGCCUGGAGUGCCGUUGCGCGGCGCAGGCCAUGUUCUGCUCGCCCAAGUGCUGCUUUUUCGCGCUGGAGGAGCGCCUGCUGCGGGAGGGCCGCCAGGCGUCGGCGGACGAGCGCCUGCCACGACCCCACCCUCUACAGGCGCUCUUGCGUCAGUGACGUCACCGCCGGUCUGCGGUCACGACCUUGGGCGCCAGCAGGCGCGCCGCCGCCGCAGAUGGCGCGUUUUUGUGGCGGAGCGCGUCAUGUGUCAAUGUGCGAAGGACGGAAAACGGCGGGGACAAGUGGCACGUCAGAACGGCGCCGGGCGCGUGACCCCGGCCUGUCAGC
Molecule: messenger RNA, 1661 nt
Organism: Pollicipes pollicipes
Lineage: Eukaryota; Metazoa; Arthropoda; Thecostraca; Pollicipedomorpha; Pollicipedidae
Product: SH3 domain-containing protein C23A1.17
Exons: 5
Coding region: 63-1490 (475 amino acids)
Cellular component (GO): extracellular region
Source: RefSeq, a predicted model, not a curated record